AGGGCUGGGCUAUAAAAGGGACACCGCGGUGGCCCCGGUGCCACCCGCGCCAGCCCCGGGACCUCCCCGCGCCGCCAGGAUGAGCAAGGCCCAGCAGAGCCAGGAGCCGCUGUCGGAGCUGGAGAAGGCCAUGGACGUCAUCAUCGACGUGUUCCACCAAUACUCCCGGCGCGAGGGGGACAGGGACACCCUGACCAAGAAGGAGCUCAAGCUGAUGAUUGACAAGCAGCUGGCCAAUUACCUGAAGCACGUGAAGAACAAAGCCACUAUCGACCAGAUCAUGAAGGACCUGGACGUCAACAAGGACGCCCAGAUCAAUUUUGGGGAGAUGAUGCUGCUGGUGACCCGCGUCACCUGCGCCACCCACGAGCACCUGCACGAGCAGGAGCAGCACCAGCACCACCAGCACCACCACUGAGGCAGCCCAGAACCCAAAAAAAUAAAAAAAAAACCUGAAUCCAAUCCCAAACCAUGCUCAACUCCACCACUGAGGCAGCCCAGAACCCAAAAAACCCC
Ficedula albicollis (Collared flycatcher) is the source of this 516-nucleotide messenger RNA. RefSeq names its product protein MRP-126-like. NCBI's taxonomy places the organism in Eukaryota, Metazoa, Chordata, Aves, Passeriformes, Muscicapidae. Gene Ontology annotation, biological process: endothelial cell migration. The record is from RefSeq and is a predicted model, not a curated record. Gene Ontology annotation, cellular component: extracellular exosome; cytoplasm. Bases 80 to 418 code for a protein of 112 amino acids. The transcript has 4 exons. Gene Ontology annotation, molecular function: calcium ion binding.